UCGCGAGACUUCGUGAGCUCCUCCCUCUUUCCUUUCUGCCACCGCCAUGCCAUCCAGACUGAGGAAGACCCGGAAACUCCGGGGCCACGUGAGCCACGGCCACGGCCGCAUCGGUAAGCACCGCAAGCACCCAGGAGGCCGCGGAAAUGCUGGAGGCAUGCACCACCACAGGAUCAACUUUGACAAAUAUCAUCCAGGUUACUUCGGGAAAGUUGGUAUGAGGCAUUACCACUUGAAGAGGAACCAGAGCUUCUGCCCAACUGUCAACCUGGAUAAAUUAUGGACGUUGGUUAGCGAGCAGACGCGGGUCAACGCAGCCAAAAACAAGACUGGGGCAGCUCCCGUCAUUGAUGUUGUGCGAUCUGGCUACUACAAAGUUCUGGGCAAGGGAAAGCUCCCUAAGCAACCUGUCAUUGUGAAGGCCAAAUUCUUCAGCAGAAGAGCUGAAGAGAAGAUUAAGGGUGUUGGAGGUGCCUGUGUUCUGGUGGCUUAAAAGCCACUCCAGGGGUUAAUUAAAUGCUAACAUUUUCCAUGUG
Messenger RNA from Grammomys surdaster, 536 nucleotides. It is a transcript of the gene Rpl27a, whose product is annotated as ribosomal protein L27a. The record is from RefSeq and is a predicted model, not a curated record. Gene Ontology annotation, cellular component: cytosolic large ribosomal subunit; ribosome. The transcript has 5 exons. Bases 47 to 493 code for a protein of 148 amino acids. Gene Ontology annotation, biological process: translation. NCBI's taxonomy places the organism in Eukaryota, Metazoa, Chordata, Mammalia, Rodentia, Muridae. Gene Ontology annotation, molecular function: structural constituent of ribosome.